Molecule: messenger RNA, 1106 nt
Organism: Impatiens glandulifera
Lineage: Eukaryota; Viridiplantae; Streptophyta; Magnoliopsida; Ericales; Balsaminaceae
Product: reticulon-like protein B3
Exons: 5
Coding region: 213-941 (242 amino acids)
Source: RefSeq, a predicted model, not a curated record
AUAAAGAAAAAGAAUGGACGGCGGGGUAGGUCACGUUUGGACGGCGAAGACUGGAAUUUAUCAUCGUGCCACUCACUCAUCACACGGGUAACACCUCUUUCACCGUUACUCAGUCAUCCCGUUGAAGAAUUUCAAUAUCAGUAUCAAUUUCAUUACCAAUCCAAAAUUAGGGUUUUUGAUUUGACUCAUAACGAUUCACGGAAGAAUCGCUGAUGAUGGAGGAAAUCACAGACAGGUUUCACGGCCAUGAUUCUUCUACCUCUUCUUCAGAUUCCGACGAUGACGAUUCCUCGUCGACACUUAAAUCUGAUGUUUAUCGGCUAUUCGCAAGGGAAAAACCCGUUCACAAGGUCCUUGGCGGUGGUAAAUCGGCUGAUGUACUCCUUUGGAGGAAUAGAAAGAUAUCAGGAGGAGUCCUAGCCGGAGCUACUGCUAUAUGGGUGUUGUUUGAGUUACUUCAGUAUCACUUGAUCACUCUUGUAUGCCAUGGUUUGAUGCUGGCUCUGGGGAUUCUCUUCUUAUGGUCUAAUGUUACCAUUUUCAUUAACAAGAAAUCUCCCCUUCGUAUUCCAGAGAUUUCCAUUCCCGAAGAACCCAUUCAUCAAAUUACCUCUGUUCUUAGACUAGAGAUAAAUCGAACGAUUGAAAUUCUACGGGAUAUUGCCUCUGGAAAGGAUCUGAAGCAAUUUCUCUAUGUAAUGGCUGGCUUGUGGAUUUCGUCUGUCAUUGGAAGUUUCUGUGAUUUCUUGACAUUGUUCUACAUAGCAUUUGUUUUGCUUCAUACAAUACCUGUGUUGUACGAGAAGUACGAGGUUCGUGUGGAUUCAUUCGGGGAGAAGGCAAUAGCAGAGAUAAAGAAGCAGUAUCAAGUUUUUGAUGCAAAGGUUUUGAGUAAGAUCCCGACGACAAUCUCCUCUAAAGGUGGUAAGAAGACGGCUUGAAGUUAUUGUACGGCCUAAUCCCACGACUGAUCGAUAGUAUGUAGGCUUGUUGUUGUGAAUUUAUUAUUGUCUUCUACAAACCCUCAAUUCAAAUCUCAUACUUUAGGGAAUCGUGUGAAAUUGCAAUAUGAUUGGAAACCUAUUAUAUAAUGUUUUAGGGUUUUG